AUGGCAGGUAAAGACCAAGUGGUAUGUGACCAUCGACAAGGCCCAUGCAGUGCCCAAGGCAGGUGAUGCAGAUCAGUUUCAGUCGGCACCAAGCUUUGACCGUGUUGCGCAGGGAUUAGGCCAGGUGCUGGCUCAUCCAGAGCUUGCAAGCCAAGACAAGACUCUGCACAAGUUUUGCCUGAACUGGCUGUAUGUAGACAGGAGAAUGCAAAAGUUUCUUGUGCGGCAUCCUACUUUGCCCACUGUGGAAAUCUCUUGGGAGAUGCAGGGUGGUGCUGCAGAUCAAGCAGGACCUUUACCUAGCAAAACCAUUCAGCUUCCAACUGAUGUUGUGUGGAAUACGUUGUUGGUGCUCAAGAAAAUGGGCUGGUACAUGAUGCACAGCACCAACUUGGAAAUGCGGCCAAUCCCAGCUCAGCUUGAGCUUGGGCACGUCACACAGACAAGAGAAGGGAGGAGGCUGAUCGGUGUUGCCUGUAGAGGUGCAGAGAAGCAUGUCAGAACAGAUCAAAUCGUGCACAAUGUUUGA
Messenger RNA from Ceraceosorus bombacis, 529 nucleotides. Lineage: Eukaryota; Fungi; Basidiomycota; Exobasidiomycetes; Ceraceosorales; Ceraceosoraceae. The record is from the annotation of a GenBank genome assembly.